ACAGAUGGCACGCCGAUCGCUCUCGCCGGCGCCACGCGCUUGACGCGCUGUUCAUUCCUCCGUUGUUGUUGUUGUUGUGUUGCCGUUUUCGCCGUCUGUCAACUGACGGCCGUUCGAAUUACCGGCGAUUUCGGAUAUAUUUCGCGGAUAUUCCGAUCGGGAUAGAGAUCAAUUUGGCGCGCAGUCAUGUCGAAGAUAACGGGUUACGACACGCACGACGACGGUCCGGGAUUCGUGGGCAUCAGAUUCUGCCAGGAGUGCAAUAACAUGUUGUACCCGAAGGAGGAUAAGGAGAACAAGGUGCUCAUGUACGCGUGCAGAAAUUGCGAUUUUAAGCAACUGGCGGACAGCAAUUGCAUCUACGUGAACAAGAUCAUGCACGAGAUAGACGAACUAACGCACAUCGUCGCCGACGUGAUAUCGGAUCCUACGCUACCGAGAACCGAGGAACAUCCAUGCCCAAAGUGCAAUCACAGAGAAGCCGUAUUUUUCCAGGCGCAAACCAGACGGGCUGAGGAGGAAAUGAGACUGUAUUAUGUGUGUACGAAUCAGCACUGCUCCCACAGAUGGACGGAGUGAGGAUCGUACGAGCGUGCGAACGUCCGGUGUACCUUUGUCCCUCUAUUUGCUAUGUGUAAACUCAAUUCUUGCGCACGGCCGGUUGUUUCCUACCUAUGGAUAAACUUUAGUGAUGAUUCAUUUAAUGGAUAAAUUCCCACCGUUUAUCCGAAGGGUGAAAACCACCGAGAUCCGUAAUCUUAUAAACUGUACAAAGUGUUGCAACGUGUGUGUGUAUGCGCUCGGAGGAGAUGCAUUGUAAUGCGUGUAACAUGAAUAAAAAUUGUAAUAAAAGUAGUAAUGGAGAAGAGAGAA
Molecule: messenger RNA, 873 nt
Organism: Wasmannia auropunctata (little fire ant)
Lineage: Eukaryota; Metazoa; Arthropoda; Insecta; Hymenoptera; Formicidae
Gene: RpII15
Product: DNA-directed RNA polymerase II subunit RPB9
Exons: 3
Coding region: 187-579 (130 amino acids)
Biological process (GO): transcription initiation at RNA polymerase II promoter; maintenance of transcriptional fidelity during transcription elongation by RNA polymerase II; DNA-templated transcription
Cellular component (GO): RNA polymerase II, core complex
Molecular function (GO): zinc ion binding; DNA-directed RNA polymerase activity; nucleic acid binding
Source: RefSeq, a predicted model, not a curated record